UUUGGUCUUAUAAAGACACCCACCACUCACCUUUCAAUUCUUCACAGAAUAGUCUUAGACAACAACCCAUUUCCUUCACAUUCUCCAUCGUCCCUCAUUACAAAAUUCUGAUCAUGUUGGGGAAGAGACCCCGGCCAAUGAUCGGAAAGUUGUCGGAAUUAUUGGUCUCUAGAGGCCGUGCGGUGGCAGUUUUGGACACCGCCGUAAGCCCAAGAGGCCCAUUAGACAUGAAGAUGCAAUCACCAAGAGGCUUAAAAAGCUAUGACCUUGGUGGUGUUGGUCUUGGAAUCGUGGUGGCGCUUGAUAAAUCAAGUGAAGGUGGGCGUGUUUGUGCCUCCAAUUUGAACCGGUCCGGCCCAAUCCCGGUUCAAUGUAUGAAAAACCCAGAUGGGUUUCAAAGGGGUGUAAUUGAUGACGAAAUUGAUGUAGGAAGCUUGGAGGAAUACACCUAUGUGACGUGCCACGUACCUAACAAAACCUUCACCAAGGUAUACUAUGAUGGCGGUGAAGGUCAUGAAAUUAGACAUCAUGGGCAUAAUAACAACAACAUCAACGUUGGUGUUCUCAGAAGAACCACCCCACCAACUUUAAUUGAGCCCGAAUCAUCAUUUCCCACCUCAAAUUUUCUAAAUUCAUGUCACUUAUGUGCAAAGAAACUCCAUGGCAAAGACAUAUACAUGUACAGAGGAGAGAAAGCGUUUUGUAGCCCAGAGUGUCGUUCAAGUCAAAUAAUGAUGGACGAACGCAAAGAGCGGUGUAGGUCAGAAGCUUCAAGAUCUGUGGAAUUGUCAAGUUCGCCAUAUACGAGAGAACAAAUAUUUUCAACUGGAAUUCUUGCACUUUAGCGUUUUGUGUCUGACUCUGGCUAGGGAAAUAAACCAGAAUUGAUGCUACAAGUGUAUUCAAUAUAUUAUAUACCUACGUACAUAAUAUACGGCUAUACUAUUGUUCACUAUCUGGAAUAGUAUAUAUGAGAAUUAAGACUACUUGAUCGUAACCAAAAGAGAAUUUUUUAUCGGAAAAAAUGGUAGAUAUUCUGAUGUUUUUUCUUCUUACCAAUAAGGCAAGAGUUAUGAAUUUUGGGUUCUCAGUUGCACAGAUUUAGUUUGUUCUGUUCCUGAGUUCUGUCUCAAACAUCAAAUAAUUCAGACUGUUUCUCAGUUUCUUGGGUUGAAAUACCGAAAUAAAACUUCAAUUUUGUCCUCCAAACUUACAUGAACUAUUGUAUCAGCUCCU
This is a messenger RNA of Abrus precatorius (Indian licorice), 1236 nucleotides long. Its product is annotated as FCS-Like Zinc finger 13-like. The coding region runs from base 114 to 845 and encodes 243 amino acids. Lineage: Eukaryota; Viridiplantae; Streptophyta; Magnoliopsida; Fabales; Fabaceae. The record is from RefSeq and is a predicted model, not a curated record. The transcript is spliced from 2 exons.